UGGGUGGGCGGCGAGAAAUCCACGCUGAGGGCCCUCCUCGAGAGGCGUCUUUGUGCGCGGCGGUUGUGGACCGCAGAAAGUCUGGAGAGCUAGGCGGCUGCGUCCCUGGUGGCGCCGGCGGCGGCGGAGGAGGAGGCGACGCAGCGCCGCUGUAGUGGCCAGUAAAUGACCUGCGGCAUAACAACUAUUAGACUGCAAAACAAAUGGGGAAGAACAUUCAAGAUAAAGAUAAUUUAUGUCACAGGAAGGCUGUUGAAAAAUGCAAAAAUGAAGCAUCUGAGUGGACUAUUACACUGAAGUCAGCUUUUGUGAAGUCUCACAAAACCUGGAACUGUUCCUGAUCAAAUGAUAUUCUGAAUAAAAAGAAUAUAGGAAAAGGAAACUUCAAAAUAUGAAAGAUGGCAAGUCCAGAUAGAAGUAUCCGGAAGAUAUUAAAAGCCAAAAAAACAAUGCCUACGAGUUGCCGGAAGCAAGUCGAGAUCCUGAAUAAGACAAAGAAUGUUGAAGCACUGAAAGGAACAACAAUUGGGAUUAAUGUGCCAAGUAAUAAUCAGAAUAUAAGUACUGGUGUCAUACAAAGCCAAUGUAUACAUUCUGAAAAUGAUGCUCCCUCACUGGACUCUUACAAAAAUUCAGUAAGCUCACAGAAAAGUAAAGUAUUCCCUCAGAAUUUAAUAGAACCAGUAGAGGAAAUUGUUGGUUCAAAAAUCAGAUUCGAAUAUGUUAAUGAACAACUGAUAGGCCCGUACCAAAAGCCAGGUAAAUCAGUCAGUUCUCCCAGGAAACUGUUUACACAAGAAGCAAAAGUCUCUCAGAACACUUCUGAAAAUCAUUUGGAAUGUCAGGCAAAUGUAACAAGAUCGUUUUUUGAGCAGCAUAGAGGGGAUUGUAGUCUAAAGUCCAUUUACUCUCCACCCAGUGUAUUGAGUGGUAUAGUUCAAAUGCCAAAGUAUACAAUAACUAGUACCUUGGAUAAACAGAGAAAUGACAAGAUGGUUUCCUAUUUAGAAACAAAUUCCAAUUCAGAGUCACGUGAUAAAAGGCAAAAUGACAGUAUUUUAAGUUCAGACUCCUGUUUUGAAAAAGCACCUAAUUUGGUAAAUUCAGUUAGUUCCGGCAACCAUGAUGCUGACACUUUGAAAACUGAAGAAUCUAGUAGAACUUGUCAUUCCAGCAUUUCAACUUGUGGAAGUACAGACUCAACGUGGCAUUCAUCAUACAGCUCUGAUAAUUAUAGUCAUAAUCAAAAGAAGAGGAUGUUUUUAGAAAACAAAGAAAAUCUUAAGCGCAUGAAAACUUCAGAGCAAAUUAAUGAAAAUAUUUGUGUAGCUCUGGAAAGGCAAAGAGCUUUGCUGGAACAGGUCAAACAUUUUAUUCGACAGGAGAUCUGUAGUAUAAAUUACAAAGUAUUUGAUCACAAAGUAAGAGAAUUGAAUGAACGCAUUGGGAAGACACAGUGCAGGAAUAAACAUGAAGCAAUAGCUGAUGAACUCUUUGCAAGAAUAUCAAAACUUCAAAGACGUAUUAAAACAGUAUUAUCUCAGAGGAAUUCUUUGGAACCAAAUGUGGUAUCCAGUAAUAUAGCCUGUAAGGCUGUAAAUCCAGAGACUAUGAAUGUGGAUGAGAUUCAAGAGUCAGUUAAUAGUCCAGAUGAAAAAAUGAUUUCUGUGAACUAUGAACUGUCUAAACUUCCAGAGAAAGCAAAUGAAAAGAUUAAUUUGUCACUGGAUCAUGCUGAAUCGGUUUCUGAAAGUAACGAUGAUGUUAUGUUGAUUUCUGUGGCAAAUCCUAAUUUGAAAACUUCAGUUGCAUCAAAUCCAACAGGUAUUGGAAAUACUACAUCAAGAAAUUCCAAUGAUUUACCUGAUGUUGAACCAGAAGUUAUGACUAUAGAGGAAAAGAAACUUGAUUUGGUGAUUGAUCUAACAAAAGAAGGCCUAUCCAACUACAACACAGAAAGUCCAGUGUCCACCCUGGAGUCACCUACGAAAGCUGUUUUAAACUCAAAAGAGACAACCCCAGUGGCACAAAAUGCAGCCCAGAUUGAGUCCUUUGAGCACCUGCCACCUCUCCCAGAACCACCACCACUCCAACCUGAACUAGUAGACAAAAUCCGAGAUACACUUCCUCCCCAGAAGCCUGAACUCAAAGUUAAACGGGUGCUGAGACCCAGGGGCAUCGCCCUGACUUGGAACAUCACCAAAAUCAAUCCCAAGUGUGCACCUGUGGAAAGCUACCACCUCUUCCUGUGCCAUGAGAACCCUAACAAUAAACUGAUUUGGAAGAAAAUUGGAGAAAUCAAAGCUUUACCUCUUCCGAUGGCUUGUACUUUAUCUCAAUUUUUAUUUUCCAACAAAUACUACUUUACUGUCCAAUCAAAAGACAUCUUUGGGCGAUAUGGACCAUUUUGUGAUAUAAAAUCUAUCCCUGGAUUUUCUGAAAAUCUUACCUAAAAGAAAAGUUGUCAAUAAUUAUAUAUUGUAAUAUGUUUUGUUUUUGUUUUUUCAUAUUUGAGUUGUUUAUAAUGUUACUCUGAUACUGUUUUCCAUUUUAAAGGGCCAGUUCAGAUUGUGAACCCUUUGUAUAGGGACAGUCUUCUUCCAUAUAUUAUAAGUGGCCAAUCCAGUAGUUUCAUGAAUUUCUGAUUUACGUUCAAAAUGUACUUCAAUGGAUAUGUUCUCAAACAUACAUUAUCAUGGACCCAUGUCAAUAAACUGUAUCUUUGGUGACUAUGGAGCAGCUACUUCUAUCAAAAGUCCUAGGAUACAAGCAGCCACCAUUUCAUCUUUUGACAAUCAGCUUUGUUGAUCUGCUUGUAGCCAGUAGAUAACAGGAAAAAUCAGCUCUUCACUGAGACGAGAUCAUCUCGGGUGCAUCACCACCAAAGUUCUAAGUGAUUCUAUGAUUUAUGCCCCCUGUGUCCCUAUCUCUUACUUUUUUUUUUUUCGUUCUAUCAAUCAUUUGGGAAAAUACUCUGAAGGUUUUCUCUAAAUCCAUUUGUAUGUAAUAAAAUUUGUUAAACAUUAUGUAUUGUGUACACAAAACGUACAGUAUCUCUUUAAAAAGCAGUAUCCAACCUGCUGUUUCAGUUAAGGAAAAUGGCAAAUAAAUGUUAUAUUUAAGGUUUUAAUUUGCUGAUUACCAAAUGCAACCAUUUGCUCAUUUCCUGGCUGUAAAUCAGUACUCAGAGAAGCAUAAUAGUAAGGACUCUAAUGGCUGUGUCUCGUACAUAUCUCUGAUGUACGCUCCCCAGAUGUACACUUCACCAAAGUGAAGCUGUGACUAGGACAAGCAGCCCAAAGAAUUCUAAACAUGUAAACAAGUCAGAGAUUAAUAAGUAUGAGUCAGAGUCCAACAGAGACAAACUUCUGCUAAAUACAAAGUCCCAAUGAAGACAAACUUUGCAGACGACUUGUACUAGGACGUUGAGAAAACUGAAAAAUUAUUGUUAACUGUGAAAGUCUCUGAGAGCCUUUUUUUCCUAUUAUAUAGUGAAAGUUCAAGUCUAAGAGACUCUGAAAUUAAAAAAUGUAACCAAGGAAUGGUUUUUCUGGGCAUUUUGUGAAUGCCUUAACAUCUUCAGUAAUAAAACUGUUACACUUC
Choloepus didactylus (southern two-toed sloth) is the source of this 3603-nucleotide messenger RNA. RefSeq names its product activating transcription factor 7 interacting protein 2 (gene ATF7IP2). Gene Ontology annotation, biological process: regulation of DNA-templated transcription. Bases 399 to 2453 code for a protein of 684 amino acids. Lineage: Eukaryota; Metazoa; Chordata; Mammalia; Pilosa; Megalonychidae. The record is from RefSeq and is a predicted model, not a curated record. The transcript is spliced from 13 exons. Gene Ontology annotation, cellular component: transcription regulator complex; nucleus. Gene Ontology annotation, molecular function: transcription coregulator activity; protein binding.